AUGCCGCAGAGCCUAGAUGUCCCCGAAGAGAGGUGGAGGAGAUUCAAGCACGUGGGCAAGGACGCACCGACGAGGCGACAGCAGCGGAUAGCAGUCAGCCUGGAGCUCCGGAAAGCCAAGAAGGAUGAGCUGGCCAUAAAGAGAAGGAACAUCACUCACGUCUCCCCUGACCCAGCUUCCGGAGAGUCAGCUGAAGAGAUGACUCUCACCCUGCUGGACAUCAUCAGUGCUGUGAAUACCUCAGACCCAUACCUCUGUUUCCAGGCCACGCAGGCAGCCAGGAAAAUGCUGUCCCGAGAAAGCAACCCCCCUCUGGAGCUGUUCAUCCAGGCAGGGCUGAUUCCCAGACUGGUUGAGUUCCUGAAGUCGUCACUUCACCCGUCCUUGCAGUUCGAGGCCGCCUGGGCUCUCACCAACAUCGCCUCAGGGAACUCGGAGCAGACCCGAGCCGUGGUGGAUGGGGGCGCCGUCCCGCCCUUGGUGGCGCUCCUGUCCUCCCCACACCUGACCGUGUGUGACCAGGCAGUGUGGGCACUGGGCAAUAUAGCAGGGGAUGGGCCAGUGUUCAGGGACAUUGUCAUCUCAAGCAAUGCCAUUCCCCACCUGCUCUCCCUGGUCUCUCCGACCACACCGGUCACGUGCCUGCAGAAUGUUACCUGGACCCUGUCCAACCUGUGCCGGAACAAGGACCCGUACCCUUGCGAAGCGGCCGUGAAGCAGAUGCUGCCCACCCUCUCCCAGCUCCUGCAGCACCAGGAUGCCAAGGUGCUCUCAGACGCCUGUUGGGCCCUGUCCUACCUCACCGACGGCUCCAACGAGCGUAUCGGCCACGUGGUGGAUACAGGGGUCCUGCCUAGGCUGGUGGAGCUCAUGGCCAGCACAGAGCUCAGUAUCCUGAUGCCCUCCCUCCGCACCGUGGGCAAUAUUGUCACAGGCACGGACCACCAGACGCAGGUGGCCCUGGACGCCGGCAUGCUGAGUGUGCUGCCCCAGCUCCUGGAGCACCCGAAACCCUCCAUCCAGAAAGAAGCCGCCUGGGCGCUCAGCAAUGUGGCCGCGGGACCCUGCCACCACAUCCAGCAGCUCAUCGCCUGCGAUGUGCUCCCACUGCUGGCCGCGCUCCUGAAAAAUGGGGAGUACCGAGUCCAGAAAGAGGCUGUCUGGACCAUUGCUAACUUCACAUCGGGAGGCACCAUGGAUCAGCUAAUCCACCUUGUCCGUGCUGGCAUCUUGCAGCCGCUGCUGAAUCUGCUUAGUCUCCACGACACCAAAAUGGUUCUCAUUGUCCUCAACAUCAUCUCGUACAUCUUCCAGGCUGCCAAAUCCUUUUCCCAGAAGCAGAGCUUGUGUCUUCUCGUGGAGGAGUUCGGUGGCAUUGACAGAAUCGAGGCGUUACAGUUCCACAAGAACCCGCAGAUCGCACUGACGGCCUCCAGGCUUAUGGAGAGACACUUGUGUGAGGAAGAAGAACGUGAAGCAAUGUGCUCGGCUCUAGAAGAAAAUAAAGCCCUGUACUCGGCUCCGGACACAGACCAUGAACUCUUGAAGCCACCUGCAGCCCUGCACAGCAAGGGGGAAAUGCUGCGAGUGCUGCCCAGUCCACAUUCUCAGACGCUGCCUCAGGCCUGA
Sorex fumeus (smoky shrew) is the source of this 1629-nucleotide messenger RNA. RefSeq names its product karyopherin subunit alpha 7 (gene KPNA7). Lineage: Eukaryota; Metazoa; Chordata; Mammalia; Eulipotyphla; Soricidae. Gene Ontology annotation, biological process: NLS-bearing protein import into nucleus. Gene Ontology annotation, molecular function: protein binding; nuclear import signal receptor activity. The record is from RefSeq and is a predicted model, not a curated record. Gene Ontology annotation, cellular component: nucleus; cytoplasm. The coding region runs from base 1 to 1629 and encodes 542 amino acids. The transcript is spliced from 11 exons.